ACUUCUAUUCUAAUCCUACUUCCAGUCUGCCAUGCUGAGAUGAACGCCAUACUGAACAGGUUCUCUGCUGACUUGAAAGGCUGCAAGAUUUACGUGACCCUGUUCCCCUGCAACUACUGCACCCAGAUGAUCAUCCAGUCUGGAAUCCAAGAAGUCGUCUUUUUGUCAGAUGAGAAAAAAAGCACGGACGAAGUGAAAGCUUCAAAGAAACUGCUCGACAUGGCUGACAUACACUACAGACCAUAUCAUGGAAGUCAAGAUUCAAUUUCCGCCAGAUCCGGAAGUCGAUCAGGUGGCCUCCAGGACUCGAAAAAGCGUUGAAUAGGAUCAGGGUGUAUUUUCUUGUAAUAGUCACAUGAUAACGUCAAACGGGAGAAUAUUACACAUAACGACUGAUUUCCACAAAACACGUCGUAGUUAAGAAUAUAAUUUGCUGUUCAUGAGUAAGGAUAAAUAUAAAUUAUGAAUUUUACUU
Molecule: messenger RNA, 475 nt
Organism: Haliotis rubra (blacklip abalone)
Lineage: Eukaryota; Metazoa; Mollusca; Gastropoda; Lepetellida; Haliotidae
Product: deoxycytidylate deaminase-like
Exons: 2
Coding region: 40-321 (93 amino acids)
Biological process (GO): dUMP biosynthetic process; dTMP biosynthetic process
Cellular component (GO): cytoplasm
Molecular function (GO): dCMP deaminase activity
Source: RefSeq, a predicted model, not a curated record